Messenger RNA from Pichia kudriavzevii, 1437 nucleotides. RefSeq lists its product as uncharacterized. The coding region runs from base 1 to 1437 and encodes 478 amino acids. NCBI's taxonomy places the organism in Eukaryota, Fungi, Ascomycota, Pichiomycetes, Pichiales, Pichiaceae. Gene Ontology annotation, biological process: transcription by RNA polymerase II; transcription initiation at RNA polymerase II promoter. The transcript has a single exon. The record is from RefSeq and is a predicted model, not a curated record. Gene Ontology annotation, cellular component: transcription factor TFIIF complex.
AUGUCACAGUCGCCAGUGUCCAAGUCAGUGUCCAAGUCAGAACCUGUGCUGGAGAAGCAAGGCACGUCUCCAGCAGGGGAUUCUGUAGAGGCGGAGAUUAAUGGGGAGGUUGCAUACGACGAAGAUGAUAUGCCAAUUCCGCAAGGUAUUGUAUCUGUGAACGAAGGACAACUAGAGCAAAACGAGUCUCUUGACUUGAAUUUAGACAAUGCAAACAACCAGAUUUGGCUGGUGAGGUUGACUCCACAAUUAGCGGAGUUAUGGAAAAAUGACGAAUUUUUGGACGGCCAGUUGUUAGGUAAUAUAAAGAUCCCCCAAAACUCGAUAGUGAAGCCAAACCGUAAUGGCAAUAGCAAUGGCAAUGUUAACCAAAGAGGUACAAGUGCUAAGAGCAACAAGAUUUUGCUAGAAUUGAACACCGAUAUAGAAGAACACCGUAAGUUGGAUAAGGAAUACGAAUUAAGGCUCUUGAAACAAGUUGUGGAAAACGAAUAUGCAUUCAGUGAGUCUCAGUUCCGUCAGUUCAGACAGAGGUUGAUGUACAGAACCCAAGUUGUGAAUUUGCCAGCCCAACCGAAAAUGAGAACCUUGAACAAGGAAGCCUUGAACCAUGAGGCUUCAUGGACGCGGAAGGUUAGAAACUACAGGAAGGAGGCCCAGUAUAGGGAAAUGAGGGCAAAUGACCCAACCUAUCAGUCCAAGAGGAACGAAAGUGGUAUUGGUACAACAGAGCUAUCAGAUGAUGAAUCAGAUACAAAACGACGUGGUCGUCGUUCCGCCAAGUUUGAAAAAUUUGAAAAAUUCAGGAAGUUCAUACCGUAUGCAAAGACAAUCCCUAAGAAGACAGAACUAGUUGGUAAGAUUGUGCACGAAUGUCAAGUUAUUCCUACGCAGUUAGCCGGUGACAAUAAAUUGAGGAUGAUUGAACAACGGAAAAGACUGAAUCAAAUGGUUAAGCGUAAGACUAUCAACUAUCUCAAAUCUGAGAGAGUUGGUUUGAUGCAUGGUAGGGCAACUCCAAAUAUUCAAACAGGUUCUACCAUCACGUUGUCCAAGGAACUGGCUAUGAAGAAAGAAGCCGCAAAGCAAGAAGGCCGUUCUGCUAGAAUGGAUCGUGACACUUUGAUGAACGUCCUCUUCAGAUUAUUCAAUGAAUAUGAAUAUUGGACAAUGAAGGGCCUUCGAGAAAAGACAAACCAGCCAGAGGCGUAUUUGAAGGAAUGCCUUGAAAGUGUUGCAGUCAUGGAACGUAAAGGUCCGUAUGCCUUAAAAUGGAGGUUGAAGGAUGAAUAUCGUAAAUCCAUCAGUGUUGAAAAGAAAGCCAUUCACGGCUCAAUCGAUGAAGACGAGGGCGACAAUAGCCAAAAGGGCAGAGGCAAAGACGAUGAAGAAGAUCAAGAUGAAGACAUUGAAAUGGAGGACAUUGCUGCCGUGUAA